AAGCCUAUAAACAAAAAGAGUACAAAAUAAUGCAUUUAAUUUAGUCCUAGUAGUAAUAAUGUAGUUAGUAGUAUUAUUCAUUGUUCUUAGUGUAUCAUCAAACAAAUAUGAACAUAAAAACUGCAGCAGAUAUGGCGAGUCGGACUAAACGUAUAGUGUGGGUUGACUUAGAAAUGACUGGUCUUAAUAUAGACAAGGACUAUAUUUUGGAAAUAGCUUGCUUAGUUACCGAUGCAGAUUUGAAUUUAGUAGCGGCAGGUCCCAAUAUUAUAGUACACCAGUCAGAUGAAGUUCUUCAUAAUAUGAAUGAGUGGUGUAUUACACAACAUGGUGAGAGUGGCCUGACUGACGCAAGCCGUGUAUCAAAAGUGUCAGCAACAGAUGCUGAAAAUGAAAUACUCAAUUUUGUAAAGUUACAUGCGCCUGAAAAGAAGUGCUGUUUAGCAGGCAACAGUGUGUAUAUGGAUAGACUAUUUAUUCGAAAGUACAUGCCCAAGUUGAAUGACUACUUACACUAUAGAAUAAUCGAUGUUAGUACUAUAAAGGAGUUGGCCAGAAGGUGGUAUCCUAGGGAGUAUGCGAGAAUACCACAGAAGAAGUUUGAGCAUAGAUGUUUAAAUGAUAUUCUGGAAAGUAUAGAAGAAUUGAAAUAUUAUAAGCAACAUAUAUUUAAAACUGUAGAAGGUUGAUCUAAACCUCAGUAUUGACUCAACUUCUGCAUUGAUCUUGUCUAGAGAAUAACAUAUUAUAAUUCUUUAAUCAUGGAAAGCA
Molecule: messenger RNA, 771 nt
Organism: Pararge aegeria (speckled wood butterfly)
Lineage: Eukaryota; Metazoa; Arthropoda; Insecta; Lepidoptera; Nymphalidae
Product: probable oligoribonuclease
Exons: 3
Coding region: 108-689 (193 amino acids)
Cellular component (GO): mitochondrion
Molecular function (GO): 3'-5'-RNA exonuclease activity; nucleic acid binding
Source: RefSeq, a predicted model, not a curated record